This is a messenger RNA of Rhopilema esculentum, 2789 nucleotides long. RefSeq names its product complement factor B. The record is from RefSeq and is a predicted model, not a curated record. Gene Ontology annotation, cellular component: extracellular region. Gene Ontology annotation, biological process: proteolysis; complement activation. Lineage: Eukaryota; Metazoa; Cnidaria; Scyphozoa; Rhizostomeae; Rhizostomatidae. Gene Ontology annotation, molecular function: serine-type endopeptidase activity.
UUUUGCCUUUGUUAUACAAAGCUUCCUACUUUCAAGAGUCAAAGGAGCGAAUAUACUAAAAGCAGAUGGUCGUACGGAACAGGAAGAAAACGAGACAUGAAAGGCCUUGCUAUAUUUUUAUUGCUUUUCAUGACUGUUGCAAUUUCACAUUCCGAGAAAUAUAAGGAGGUCUGCCCUAAACCAAUAAUUUCUCGAAACGUCACUGUGAAGUAUAUCAAAUUUCGACCAAAUCUGAUAUCGAAAGUUGGUUCGAGGCUAAAGUUUGAUUGUGAAAAAGGCUACACCCUCGUUGGGCGCAAAAAGCUAAAAUGCCAGCGUGACGGUAAAUGGUCAGCAAGCUUUCCAGUUUGCAGAGAUAAGGAGGUCUGCCCUAAACCAAUAAUUUCUGCAAACGUCACUGUGAAGUAUAUCAAAUUUCAACCAAAUCUGAAAUCGAAAGUUGGUUCGAAGCUAAAGUUUGAUUGUGAAAAAGGCUACACCCUCGUUGGGCACAAAAUACUAAAAUGCCAGAGUGACGGUAACUGGUCAGAAAAUUUCCCAGUUUGCAGAGCGGUUAGAUGCAAAAGACCCAUUCAGCUGAAGUCUUUCAGGAAUGGUUAUUUUACAAUCGACAAUGAGAAGCUCGAGUUUGGGACUACGAUUACAUUCUUCUGCAAUGAGAACUACGAAUUGACAAAAGCAGAUGCUAUAACUUGCAAUGAAAAUGGAAAGUGGUUACCAAGAAGACUUCCAAGAUGCAGAAGGUUGAGCUGUGGUAAUCCAGGACGCCCUGAAGACGGAAGGAGAUUCGGGUCAAAUUUUACAGUUGGUGCCAAUGUCAGCUACAGAUGCAAUGGAGGUUAUACUCUCGUUGGUUCUGCGAUACGAACCUGUCAAUCAAAUGGUCUCUGGAGUGGCGAGCUCGUAAUAUGUCUCGAUAAAAAGAGUCACUGCCCAAAUCCUGGUGUACCAGCAAAUGGAAGACGAAUAGGCAAAAGUUUCGAAAAGGGAGACGUCGUUGUGUAUGAAUGUUUACCCGGAUUCACACUGAUUGGCGACAAAAGCCAUAAUUGCACACUGCACGGGAACUGGACAGGGAAUAGGCCCUUCUGUGAAGACGACAAUAAGGUAACGAUUCCACCGAUCGAAGAAACCGCUUUGUUAUUCUCAAACGAUUUGAUCAAGCCGCUGGCAAAAAAAACUUGCCAAACUGACGAGAAUGGAAAAUGCAUUAAGAGUAGAGGCCGUUCCCUGUCGCUGAAUAACCCAGACGGGCUUGAUCUCAUAUUUCUGAUCGACUCUUCAAGCAGUAUUGGUCAAAAAAACUUUGAUCUUACACUGGAGUUUAUCUGCGAAAUUAUCGUGAAAUUUGGAGUGGAUUAUGGAAAGGGGGGUACAAGGGUAGCAGCAGUGACAUUCAGUACAAAAGCGUAUCUGGUGUACAAUCUCGGCGAUGCUAGCGUCGAUACUGCAACUAGAGCUUGUGAAAUAACUAGAAAUAUAAAGUACCGAGGAGGAGGGACUGGGAUAGCAGUGGGGAUGGACUUGGUGAGGACAAACAUUUUGAGCGAAAAAGAACGAAACAGGAAACGAGCGCUGAUUUUGAUCACUGAUGGAACCCAUAACUUUGGAGGAAGUCCAAUUGAUAUUGCUAGAAAACUUAAGAGUGAGCAAAACGUGGAGAUCUACACAAUAGGAGUAGGAAAGAAGAUCAAGCGAAGUGAAUUGAAAAAUAUUGCCUCGAGGUCAAAGAAAACAGGAAGAAAACUCAUAUUUCAGCUUAAAUCUGAGGAGGAUUUCCAAACUUUGCUCCAUAAGAUUAUUCGAACAGAUUACAGCUUAUGCGGGAUAGGCCCAUCGCUUUCUACUGGUCGAGGAAGGGUGUCACAGGGGAAAGAUGCUGAUGACAGCGGAUGGCCAUGGCAGGUUGCAAUUUACCGGUCAAAUGUAAAAGCAGAUGCUUAUAGUCUGAUAUGUGGCGGAUCAAUCAUAAACAAAACAGCAAUUCUGACAGCUGCCCAUUGCUUAGAAGAGGACGACAGAAGAAGUAUAAACUUUACAGUAGUUAGGGACCCACACAGAUAUAGAGUUGUGGUUGGACAUACAGAAAUUAAGCUCAAAGACAAGGAUUGGGUUACGAAAAAUGGCUUGGUCAUCAAAGAUAUAUACGUACAUCCUUUGUUCGAAUUUGGGGAAAAACAUUUCAACGACUACAACGACGACAUUGCUAUUUUUCAGCUGAGAGAGCCCGUGCGUUUUUCCAGAAAAAUUAGGUCUAUCUGCCUGCCCAAGCCUUCGGAUCACUUAGAGGACGGACUUGAAAGAAAUGCAAGACAGCUUGGAUAUGUUACUGGCUGGGGACUUGUCAAUAGCAAUAAGGAUCGGGAAGAAAAGCUCCAGUUUGCAGAUUUAUACGUGAAUUCCAACGAAACAUGCAAAGAUGAACAUUUCGUCAAAGAAAAAAUGUUUUGCGUUGGAAACAAAGACGGAAAAGAUGCAUGCCGAGGAGAUAGUGGAGGCCCGUUUUCGAUGUACUUUCAUUCAGAGAGAGUUUACAAGCUUGUUGGAAUGGUCAGUUGGGGAGAUCCCGAAUGUGGCGGAACAGAUUUACAUGGAUAUCUGACUCGAGUGACCAAUUACCUAAGCUGGAUAAAAGAAGUGUUAAAAGAAUUUACCUAAAAAAAUUUGGUAUCUCAAAAUGUAAACUUAUAUGUCAUCACUUUUGAACGUUCAAACUUUUUUAUUUUUUGACUGAAUUUUUGACAGAUGUACUCAUUAUAAUUUCUAGCAAAUACCAUUAAUAAUCAUUA